CGUGCCAUCGUUCCAUCGAUUCACUCCGUGUGUCAGGGAGUCUGUGCGGCUCUCUGUGUUGCACACCAGGACAGAGGCUGGAGCGUCUCAGUUAUCAUUCUCUAUCCUGCCGAAGCUCUGCCACACCAUGCUGACCCGUCUGUUCCGUAUACACGGCCUCCUGGUGGCCUCCCACCCCUGGGAGGUGAUCGUUGGCACAGUCACCCUCACCAUCUGUAUGAUGUCCAUGAACAUGUUUACUGGCAACGACCAGAUCUGUGGCUGGAACUUUGACUGCCCCAAAACAGAGGAGCAAAUUCUGAGCAGUGAUAUCAUCAUCCUGACCAUCACACGAUGCAUCGCCAUCGUUUACAUUUACUUCCAGUUCCAGAACUUGAGACAACUGGGGUCCAAAUAUAUUUUAGGCAUUGCUGGCCUUUUCACCAUAUUCUCCAGCUUUGUAUUCAGCACAGUGGUCAUUCACUUUCUUGAUAAAGAGCUCACAGGUCUCAAUGAGGCUUUGCCGUUCUUCCUGCUUCUCAUCGACCUCUCCAAAGCAUGCGCUCUCGCCAAGUUCGCCUUAAGCUCCAGUUCUCAGGAUGAAGUGAGGGACAACAUUGCUCGUGGCAUGGCAGUACUAGGACCUACCUUCACUCUGGACGCCCUGGUGGAGUGCUUAGUGAUCGGAGUGGGAACCAUGUCAGGUGUGCGGCAGUUGGAAAUCAUGUGCUGCUUUGGCUGCAUGUCUGUCUUGGCCAACUACUUUGUGUUCAUGACUUUCUUCCCUGCGUGUGUCUCACUGGUGCUGGAGUUGUCCCGUGAGAGUCAGGAGGGCCAUCCUAUCUGGCAGCUGAGCCAAUUCUCCAGAGUGAUGGAGGAGGAGGAGGACAACAAACCCAACCCUGUUACCCAGAGGGUCAAAAUGAUCAUGUCUCUGGGCCUGGUGAUGGUUCACGCCCACAGCCGCUGGAUCGCUGAGCCAUUGUUCAUCAACACCACAGGGAGCAUCCCACAGGUUGGCAUGGGGCUGGACCACCUCUCACCCAGGAGGAUUGAGCCAGAGAAACCGCUUUGGCACUUCUACCUCACCAGGAUGAUAACCAUGGACAUAGAGCAGGUCAUCUGUCUGGCCUUGGCCCUGCUGCUGGCUAUCAAGUAUAUCUUCUUUGAGCAGGUAGAGAUGGAGUCUACGCUGUCGCUGAAGAACCCCAUCACUAUGUCUGCCCCUGCCCUGAGCCCACGACGACCCACUGAGAGCUGCUGCAGGAAGGAGCCGUGCCCUCCCCGACCCCUCACCCCCGCCCCGGAACCUGCCAACAAGGCAGAGAGAGAUGAGGUCAUCAGGCCCUUGUCUGCCCCAGCUGCUGAUCCCCAGCCAAAGAGCUUCUUUGUGGAGGGGGAGGAAGAAGAGGAGCUCAAGGAAGAGACCAAUCAGCCCAGCACGCCCCCAAAGAACAGAGACCUGGACGAAUGUGUGGCCAUCCUCUACAACCCUGAGCUGGGGGCCUGUUUCCUGAGUGAUGCUGAGGUGAUGCAACUGGUCAACUCCAAACACAUCCCAACAUACAAACUGGAGGCCAUGAUGGAGAAACCAGAGAGAGGAGUGGCCAUACGAAGACAGAUGUUAUCCCCCAAACUCCCCUGUCCUUCUGCACUCUCCUCCCUGCCGUACACCAACUACGACUACUCCACGGUGAUGGGCACCUGCUGUGAGAAUGUAAUUGGCUACAUGCCCAUACCAGUGGGCGUGGCCGGACCGCUGCAUCUGGAUGGGAAGCAGUUCCAGGUUCCCAUGGCAACCACAGAGGGCUGCUUGGUUGCCAGCACCAACCGUGGCUGUCGAGCAAUCGCUCUGGGAGGCGGAGCCAGCUGUCGUAUCCUGGCUGACAGCAUGACCCGAGGACCCGUAGUGAGGCUGCCCUCUGCCUGCCAGGCUGCAGAGGUCAAGGCCUGGCUGGAGAGCACGGACGGGUUUCAGGCCAUCAAAGAAGAAUUUGACAACACCAGCAGGUUUGCUCGGCUGCAGAAGCUGCUGGUCGGUCUGGCCGGGAGAAAUCUCUACAUCCGCUUCCAUUCCAAGACUGGAGAUGCCAUGGGGAUGAAUAUGAUCUCUAAGGGAACGGAGAAGGCACUGAGCAAAGUGCAGCAGCACUUCCCAGAUAUGCAGGUGAUAGCUCUCAGUGGGAACUACUGCACCGACAAGAAGCCGGCCGCCAUCAACUGGAUCGAAGGCAGGGGCAAGUCUGCCGUCUGUGAGGCCACCAUCCCUGCUAAAGUGGUCAGAGAGGUUUUGAAAACGACAACAGAUGCUCUGGUGGAGGUGAACAUCAGCAAGAACCUGGUGGGCUCAGCCAUGGCUGGCAGCAUUGGGGGAUUUAACGCACACGCAUCCAACCUGGUAGCUGCCAUCUACAUAGCCUGUGGACAGGAUCCAGCCCAGUCGGUGGGCAGCAGUAACUGCAUCACCCUGAUGGAGGCAUCAGGACCGACAGGGCAGGAUCUGUACAUCAGCUGCACCAUGCCCUCCAUAGAGCUGGGUACUGUGGGAGGAGGCACCAACCUGGCCCCCCAGCAAGCCUGCCUCCAGAUGCUGGGCGUGCAGGGAGCCUGUCAGGAAUGUCCCGGGGAGAAUGCGCGGCAGCUGGCCCGGGUAGUGUGUGCCACCGUGCUGGCUGGAGAGCUCUCACUGAUGUCUGCUCUGGCUGCCGGCCACCUGGUCAAGAGUCACAUGACACACAACAGAUCCCAAGUGAACCUCGAGGUGACUCCAGGGACGUGCACAGACAAAGCCUCCUGAGGCCUCUUUCAGUGAGCCCAGGUUACUGGACGGAGCAGUCGACACAAAAGAUAUGGACAAAAUGAAAGGGACUAAUCAUUCAUGAAGACAGCAGACCUGCGAUGUCUUACAAGGGCUUUCAAAUAAACACUGGAGUGUCUUUUGACCAAUCUCUA
Messenger RNA from Cottoperca gobio, 2931 nucleotides. RefSeq names its product 3-hydroxy-3-methylglutaryl-CoA reductase a (gene hmgcra). Gene Ontology annotation, biological process: sterol biosynthetic process; isoprenoid biosynthetic process; coenzyme A metabolic process. The transcript has 20 exons. The record is from RefSeq and is a predicted model, not a curated record. Gene Ontology annotation, cellular component: peroxisomal membrane; endoplasmic reticulum membrane. Lineage: Eukaryota; Metazoa; Chordata; Actinopteri; Perciformes; Bovichtidae. Bases 128 to 2776 code for a protein of 882 amino acids. Gene Ontology annotation, molecular function: NADP binding; protein binding; hydroxymethylglutaryl-CoA reductase (NADPH) activity.